Molecule: messenger RNA, 987 nt
Organism: Gorilla gorilla gorilla (western lowland gorilla)
Lineage: Eukaryota; Metazoa; Chordata; Mammalia; Primates; Hominidae
Product: myosin regulatory light chain 12A
Exons: 4
Coding region: 154-669 (171 amino acids)
Molecular function (GO): calcium ion binding
Source: RefSeq, a predicted model, not a curated record
AAGGUGACCGGGCUUCCUUCCGGCUUGCUAAGCAGAGACCGGAAGCGGUGGUUUUUAGCGGCUCUGUGGGUAGCAGGGUGGUGUGAUAGCGGCAGCGAGGGGCUCGCAGAGGUGCUCGGAUUCUCGUAGCUGUGCCGGGACUUAACCACCACCAUGUCGAGCAAAAGAACAAAGACCAAGACCAAGAAGCGCCCUCAGCGUGCAACAUCCAAUGUGUUUGCUAUGUUUGACCAGUCACAGAUUCAGGAGUUCAAAGAGGCCUUCAACAUGAUUGAUCAGAACAGAGAUGGUUUCAUCGACAAGGAAGAUUUGCAUGAUAUGCUUGCUUCAUUGGGGAAGAAUCCAACUGAUGAGUAUCUAGAUGCCAUGAUGAAUGAGGCUCCAGGCCCCAUCAAUUUCACCAUGUUCCUCACCAUGUUUGGUGAGAAGUUAAAUGGCACAGAUCCUGAAGAUGUCAUCAGAAAUGCCUUUGCUUGCUUUGAUGAAGAAGCAACUGGCACCAUUCAGGAAGAUUACUUGAGAGAGCUGCUGACAACCAUGGGGGAUCGGUUUACGGAUGAAGAAGUGGAUGAGCUGUACAGAGAAGCACCUAUUGAUAAAAAGGGGAAUUUCAAUUACAUUGAGUUCACACGCAUCCUGAAACAUGGAGCGAAAGACAAAGAUGACUGAAAUAACUUCAAAUUCCAGCCAAACGUUCCUUGUUGCCACUUUGGGUAUUCUGAGAUUUUCUCUUGCAUGCCCUUAGCUUUACAGCUUUUGCAUUUCCUGUUGUAUUUAUUCUCAGCCAUUUUGGGCAUAUGUAUCUUUAUAAUCAGACUGGAAACGGGACUUUCUAUUAAUAUCAUUUUCAGAAUAGAAAAUAGGGUAAUUUAACCUACCAGCCCUUCUCCCCCAAUAACUGUGGUCUGUACAGAGUCAAUAUAUUUUUUCAGAGAAAGUUAUUCGCUUGAUGUUUUCUGAAUCAUAAUUAAACUUUAUGAUAAAAUA